AUGGAACUCAACUCAGGCUGGAAUCUUCCGGAACAAGGACCAAGGAAUGGGGGAGGCUUACCUCAGCUUGUGGUGUUUAAAGAGGGAUAUUUAGAUCUCAGUUUUCCUGAGAAGAAUAGCUCAGAAAAAUUACUUGCAACAUAUAAUAGCCUGACCGAUAAACACCUGGCUGGAUAUUUCAACAACACAAGGAUACGGCGGCAUCUCCUAAGAUCAGGACUGAUCACAAGAAGUGGAAGAAUACUUUCUGAAAAGGAAUACAAACUAAAUAUCAUGAAGCGAGAUCACCAAAAAUAUAUCCGGGAGUGCUUGGCUCAGGCUAUUUUCCAUAAGGUUCUWGAUUUGGAGCGUCACCAUCAACUGGAAAUAAAAAAGAAACUGGAGACCUUAGCUAGAAAGGAGCAAAUUCAGAGAUUUAAGGGAGAGAACACAAGACAAUUUAUUGAAAACAACAUGCCAAUCCUGUCUCCUCGCCCCCCACUUGGCCCAAAGACUAAUCGAGGCCAGAGUGUUCUGGUUAGUGAAGGACAUUCUAGUCCAUUAACACUGACAGCCCCUCGACCAUAUACUGCCCCAGGAAAUAUGCAGCCUCCAAUUCGAUUACAGCCUCUUCCCCGUAAUCCUGCAGUGGGGACUGUUCCAAAGAUAACUUCCGGAUCCAGAUUAAAACCCUCAGUGCUGGAAAAUGAAGCUCCAUUUCCCAUUGGGGGCAAGAAGGCAAUGAUGAAGUUCAGGAACUCCAUGAACAAUUCACAAAGAAUGAAUCCAUAUCAAUUUCCACGCAUUAACAGUUACGUGAUGCCUGUUCCUCCUCUACCUCCUCCCCGAGAUGGAAAAGUCACAAGGGAUAAUAGAUCUGAAACAUGGAGGAGGAGAUUUCGUCCAAUUACUGCUCCGAAUGGCUUGGAACCUCUCUUUCCCAGGGUUUCAGGAAGGAUUCAUAAAACAUCACUGCAUAGUAAUGCAGCUAUUACAAUGAUCUAUUUGGGGAAAAAUGUGCACCUAGCUUAUGACAACCAAGAUUUCCGAGAUGAAAUAAAAAUUUAUCAACAGCACUGUGGUGGGGAAAACCUUUGCGUCUACAAAGGCAAACUAUUUGAAAAUGAGACCUUUCAGUUUAUUUCCAAAAGGCACCAUGGUUUUCCCUUCAGCCUCACCUUUUUCCUGAAUGGUUUGCAGGUGAACAGGUUAAGCUCCUGCUGUGAAUUCAAGCACCGAAAAGGUUCCAGACUUGGAGGCAGACGAGGCUACUUUGGGUUUGUGUGCGUGGAGAGAGCAUCUCCUUGCUACAAGUGCAUUAUUGCAAUGGGCCUUGACAAAAAACCAUCUUCAAUGAAACCUAGGAAAGAGAAAAGCACUGAUAAAAGAGAAGAACUGAGGAAGGAUAGAGAGAAUGGGAUAUCAAGAAGAAAUGAGAUGGAGGUGAACAAAACCUCUCUCUCAGCCACUUGUUCAGUUCAAGAAAUAAAUAUGGGAGUCAGAGAAGUGAGAACUGCUAUGGAAGAAAUGGAACUUAAAGGAAAACAAAGACGGAAUGAUUGGGAAAACAACCAAAGAAAUGCUUUCAAAUAUGAAUAUGAAGAAGAUUUUGAAAUAGAUGAGGAGAAACAAGAUGAGAAAGCUAAUGAAGAAGGACAGGCUGAUGAUCAAAUGAAUGGAAUAUCAAAGUCACCCUCAGAGGAUGAAAAAGAUAAUUUAGGCCCUGAGGAGAGUGAAAUCUUGUCAUUGAAGGCACCAGAUGCUGAUGACAAUGUGAAAGAUGAGGAUGAUGGAUGCUCUGAGAGUGAAUCGGAAGAGAAUAAACAAGAUAUUAAAACAGCUUCAACAAUCUCAUCCGGAAGUCACCCAUAUUCUAGUGACAGUGAAGAUGAUCUUGCAGAAAGAGCCAGUGAAGUGCAUGUUGAAAACAGUACACAAGAAAGUCCUAGAAGUUCAUCUGCUCAGGAGCUGAGUGAAAAUGGUGAGUCAGAAAAAUCCCAUCAUCUAAUUGAGGAAUCCUUAGAAAUUGAAACUGAAGACCAAGAUAUAACAAAAGCAGCUGUGGAGACCCAGCCUCUGCCAAGAGAGGAAAGCUGUGAGAACGUUCUUGAAGAAAUGCAGAAAGGAACCCAACAGAUUGCAGAGAAUUUAUUUGAGAAGUCCAGGAAACCUACCUCCAAGGAAGAAAAGGAAAAGAGUAAGCUUUGGGAAGUAGGCACCGCUAAGGUGAAGGACAAAACAGCAGGUCUCCCUGAGGUGGAGAAAGAGGGUAAAGAUAAAAUAACCUUGUUUUCUACCCUUAUUUUUAUAGCACCCAAUAGAAAUUUUAUAGUGGAGGAAAGGGCACCCUUCCACUCGGAGAAGGAAUCUGAGCAGAUCACACUGCAGAAGAAAGAAGCAGGGGAGGAAGUUAUCGCUCCCCAACACCAGGAUGCAGAGCUCAGGGAUGGGGUGGGCAUUAAGGAGGCUCCCCUGGGGGAGUGGCAAACAGCAGCUGGGCCUCUAGCACUAGCAGAGCAACCCACAGAGAACAGCAAGGUGCCUCUGUGCACGGCAAGUUGGGCAGAGGAGGAAGCAGAAGGGGAUGGAAGGCAGGACCUAGAAGGAUUCAAAGCCACAGGAAUAGCAGCAGGGAGAGAUUCUGUGGGUCUGAGUGAAGGAGAGGCUCCUCAAGAGCAGACCCUGAGGCAAACUGUACUUGGGACAGAGCAGGCAGGUUCUGAAGGGGAGCAGGGUAUGGUGGAGGGAGUGCUUACAAACACCACAGCCCUGAGCACAGAGCAUCUUCAGGAGGCAGCUGCCCUGAGAGAGCCACCAACAACUCCAAAGAUGGAAGUGUCUGACAGAGGGGUGGCUGUGAGUGAGGCAGGGCCCCCAAAGCCAGAUGUGGACGCGAGUGAAGAGGAAGCACUCACAGAGCAGGAGGACAUGGGACCCAUUGAAGACACAGCAUCUGAGAGAGAGGAUGGUUCACAAGAGGCAAUAGUUGGGGGAAAGGAACCAGGCAAAGAAAGGAAGGAGGUUCUGGAAACAGAACCCCCCUUGAGCAUCUCCACAGGAGAGGCAGGGGCAAGGCAGAUGGGGCUUUCAGAGGGCAGCCCAGAAGAACUCUGUGAGGAAGGUGCAGCCAGGGCAGAGACUGGGAGUGAGGCAGAAGAUGUAGCAGGAGAAGGGAGGAGAGCGGAGAGCCCCGGAACACCUCUGAGGGAAAUUGGAUCUGAGAGAGAAGAGGUGACAAGGGCAAUUGCAGCGAAGGAUGAAGACACUUUAGAAGAGGAGCGAACACAUAAAGGGGAAGAGGGGGAAGCAGUGAAGGAAGAGAGAUCUGAGGAACAGACCAAAGAGCCUGAAAAUGAAAUAGAAUCGGAUGCUGAGGAUGCACAACCCACAGAGACAACUGAAGUGACUCAAGAUUCAGGGCUUCUAGAAGACUCGCUGAAAGAAAGACAGGUGACCUUGUUUGAAGUAACACAUGGAUUUGAAAAGUCACUGGAGAAAAUAACAGCUCUGAGGAAAGAAGAAAGAGGGGAAAGCUUGAAUGAAGCUAGAGACACAGAGCACAGGGACAGAGCAGGGCUGCUGGGCCGGCACAAUGUGGCUCUACCAGAGCAGGGGCAGGGACCCCACCAUGAUGGAGAGGGCACUUUAGAGGCUGCAAAGUGUGCAACCCAGGACCAAGAUGACCUUGCAGGAAUGCAGACAAGAGAGGAAGAAGAACCUUUUCAGGGGCCAGGAGGAGCAGGAAUCAUGAUGAUGACCGAGAAAGAUGUUCCUGAGGGAGAUUUCAUGAUAGUGGAAAAGUUUAGUGAAGAAGCAGUGGAUGGGGACCCAGAGGAGGAGGAGGAGGAAGAGCACACUCUGGGGACAAGAGUGACAAGGGUGAUAAAGGACAGCAACMCAGAGGGGGAUGGGGCGACAAGAGGAGGAGCAGUCCUGGCCCAGGAAGGAGGAGCAGCAGAGAGGAGGGAGGUGUUGGCAGAUUCAAAGACAGCUAAGGGGGAAACAGUAGCAAAUAGAGCCUCCUCCUUCUCAGAUGUUGCUUGGGAGGAAACAUGGCACAGAGGGGAUGGGAAGCUGGGUAAAACAGCAGCUGCAGAGAGGGUGGCAGCAGAGGAAACAGGGCUGAGCAGGGAAGAGGUGACAGUGACAUCAGCAGCAGAGCCUGGGGAGGGAGCUCUCCAGGAAACUUUCCAUCUGGAGGGGCAGGGCCAGCGGCUAGGACAGGAUCAAGAGGGAGGGGAAGUGGAGGCCACUCAGGGUGUGAGGUCCCUGGGAGAGGGGGAAGGAGCAGGGAGCAGUGAUGGGAGGCAAGAGUCAGGAACAGCUGAAGAAUUCAGACAAGGAUCAUCACAGGAGAGGGAGGUAGAGUUGAGCGGAGGGAGUCUAGAGGCAGUGGCAACACUUUCCGUGAAGCCUGAAUUCUCUGGAACCCAAGAGGAACAAGAGCAUAUGGUUCAAAGAGAAAGUGAGAGUGCAGAUGUUCCCCUGAACAGCGUGAAGGACUAG
This is a messenger RNA of Urocitellus parryii (Arctic ground squirrel), 4485 nucleotides long. RefSeq names its product glutamate rich 3 (gene Erich3). NCBI's taxonomy places the organism in Eukaryota, Metazoa, Chordata, Mammalia, Rodentia, Sciuridae. The record is from RefSeq and is a predicted model, not a curated record.